This is a messenger RNA of Sinocyclocheilus rhinocerous, 1623 nucleotides long. Its product is annotated as ryanodine receptor 1-like. Gene Ontology annotation, molecular function: ryanodine-sensitive calcium-release channel activity; protein binding. The record is from RefSeq and is a predicted model, not a curated record. Gene Ontology annotation, biological process: release of sequestered calcium ion into cytosol by sarcoplasmic reticulum; striated muscle contraction. Lineage: Eukaryota; Metazoa; Chordata; Actinopteri; Cypriniformes; Cyprinidae. The transcript is spliced from 11 exons. Gene Ontology annotation, cellular component: sarcolemma; calcium channel complex; sarcoplasmic reticulum membrane. The annotation marks the transcript as partial.
ACAAUAUGAAGGAGGGGCGGUAUGUAGUCAGGCCCGUUCAUUAUGGAGACUUGAGCCUCUGAGAAUUGGUUGGAGCGGUAGCCACAUGAAGUGGGGCCAGGCCUUCCGCGUACGCCACAUCACAACAGGUCGGUACCUGUGUCUGGACGAGGAGAAAGGUCUAAUGGUUCUGGAUCCAGAGAAAGCCAACACCAAGAUGUCGGCCUUCUGUUUCCGUGCAUCAAAGGAGAAGGUGGAGGGGGCUCAGAAGAAGCGAGAUGUGGAAGGAAUGGGUGUCCCUGAGAUCAAGUAUGGCGAGUCCAUGUGUUUUAUGCAGCAUCUUUCCACAGGGUUGUGGCUCACAUACGCUGCUUUAGAUGCUAAAGCGGCUCGCCUGGGAACCAUGAAGAGAAGGGCCAUAUUACAUCAAGAGGGCCAUAUGGAUGAUGCACUGACUUGCUCUCGCUCUCAGAUGGAAGAGUCUCAGGCUGCUCGUAUGAUCUACAGCACCACAGGCCUUUUUACACAGUUCAUCAAAGGUCUGGACUCUCUGAGUGGGAAGAACAAAUCCCCUGGUCCGGUGUCCCUGCCACUGGAUGCAGUGAUCCUGUCCUUGCAGGAUCUAAUCCAUUACUUCCGGCCUCCAGAGGAGGAGCUGGAACAUGAGGAGAAACAGACCAAGCUGCGUUCUCUACGCAACCGACAGAACCUCUUCCAAGAAGAGGGGAUGAUCACCAUUGUGCUGGAAUGUAUCGACCGGCUGAAUGUCUACAACACUGCUGCACACUUCUCUGAGUUUGCCGGAGAGGAAGCUGCUGAGUCCUGGAAAGAGAUUGUCAACCUGCUCUAUGAACUGCUUGCGUCACUGAUUAGAGGAAACCGUUCUAACUGUGCUCUGUUUUGCGAUAACCUGGACUGGCUGGUUAGUAAACUGGAUCGUCUGGAAGCUUCUUCAGGCAUCCUAGAGGUGCUGUAUUGUGUUUUGAUUGAAAGUCCUGAAGUCUUGAACAUCAUUCAGGAGAAUCACAUCAGGUCUAUCAUUUCUCUCUUGGACAAGCACGGUCGAAAUCAUAAGGUUUUAGAUGUAUUGCACUCUCUGUGUGUGUGUAACGGUGUUGCUGUGAGGUCCAAUCAAAACCUCAUCACAGAAAAUUUGCUUCCGGGCCGUGACCUCCUGCUGCAGACUAACAUCGUUAACUAUGUAUCAAGCAUGAGGCCCAAUAUCUUCUUGGGGACUUGUGAAGGUUCUACACAGUAUAAGAAGUGGUACUAUGAGGUGAUGGUGGACUAUGUGGAACCAUUUGUGACAGCUCAGGCUACCCAUCUGCGUGUUGGCUGGGCUCUGACUGAGGGCUUCAGUCCGUACCCAGGAGGAGGAGAGGGCUGGGGUGGCAACGGUGUGGGCGAUGACCUCUAUUCUUAUGGCUUUGAUGGCCUUCACUUGUGGUCAGGUCAUGUGUCACGUCAGGUGGCUUCACCCAACCAGCACAUCCUGGCAGCAGAUGACGUUGUGAGCUGCUGUCUGGAUCUGAGUGUGCCCAGUAUCUCCUUCCGUAUCAAUGGCCAUCCAGUACAGGGAAUGUUUGAGAACUUCAACGUAGACGGCCUCUUCUUCCCUGUCAUUAGCUACUCUGCUGGAGUGAA